This is a messenger RNA of Heteronotia binoei (common prickly gecko), 1486 nucleotides long. RefSeq names its product apoptosis-inducing factor 3-like. Lineage: Eukaryota; Metazoa; Chordata; Lepidosauria; Squamata; Gekkonidae. Gene Ontology annotation, cellular component: cytoplasm. The coding region runs from base 1 to 1470 and encodes 489 amino acids. The record is from RefSeq and is a predicted model, not a curated record. Gene Ontology annotation, molecular function: 2 iron, 2 sulfur cluster binding; oxidoreductase activity, acting on NAD(P)H; flavin adenine dinucleotide binding. The transcript has 16 exons.
AUGUACAAGAAAGAAGGCUUCUUGAGACAUGGGCGGUUGCGCUGUCCCUGGCACGGUGCCUGCUUCAGCACCCAGACGGGUGACAUUGAAGAGUACCCAACGCUGGAUUGUCUUCCCAUUUUCCAGGUGACAGUGGAAGAUGGGAAGGUGUCCAUCACGGCCAGUGUGAAGGACCUGGCCAGCAUGGGCAAGGUGAAACCUAUGAGCCAGCGAAGCCCACUUGCCAGGCAGGUGGUGCUGCUCCUGGGAGCAGGGCCGGCGGCACUGACGUGUGCCGAGAUUCUUCGUCAGGAGGGCUUCAUGGGCAGGAUCCUCAUGGUGACGAGGGAAAAGCACCUGCCCUACGAUAAGACGCAGCUGAGCAAGGACAUGGGAGCCAAGGCAGAGAGCCUUUACCUGCGGUCCCAGGGUUUCUUGGAUGCUCACGACAUAGAAGUCUGGAGGGGGAAAGAGGUGGUUUCCCUGGAUACCUCCAACAAGAAGGCACAUUUCCAUGACGGGUCCUCCCAGACCUACGACCGCCUGCUAAUUGCUACUGGCAGCGACCCCAAGCGUCUCAAGAUCCCCGGCACCAACCUCCAGAACGUGUGUUAUCUCCAGACCCCAGAAGAUGCCAACAGGAUCCUGCAGUUGGCAUCCAGCAAGAGGGUUGUGAUCAUUGGAGCAUCGUUCAUUGGCAUGGAGCUGGCUGCCACCCUGUCGAGCAAAGCCGUCGGCGUCCAUGUGAUCGAGAAGACUGAAUUUCCAUACCAAGGAUCCCUGGGGAGCGAGGUUGGAAAGCUCACCAUGAAGAUGCUCCACGAACAAGGAGUCCUGUUCUCCAUGAAGACCGAGGUUGCUGAGCUGCUCGGGGAACGCGGGAAGGUCUGGAUCAGAGGGGGGGGUGGCAGGUGCCAGUCAAUAAUUUGUCUUGUUUCCUCCCUCCAGGUCACUCAUGUACUUUUAGCCAACCGGCGCAAGAUCACAGCGGAUGUGGUGGUGAUAGGAAUAGGGGUUGAUCCCAACACCCGCUUCCUUCGGGGCAGCUCCGUCACCCUGGACCGGAAUGGCUGCAUUCUUGUGGACCUGUUCAUGAAGACAAAUGUCCCUGACGUCUUUGCUGCUGGGGACGCGGCCUCCUUCCCUGUGGCCCUGUUCAACUGGAAGAAUGCUUACGUCCGCCACUGGCAGAUCGCCCAAGCACACGGGCGUGUGGCUGCCCUCAACAUCUUGCAGAGGGAAGAGAAGCUGCACACGGUGCCUUUCUUCUGGACCAAGCUGCUCGGGAAGGUCAUCCGAUUUGCAGGCUAUGGGAAAGGCUACACAGACAUAGUGGUGAAGGGCAACUUGGACGACGAGAAGUUUGUCAUCUUCUACAUUAGGGACAACUUCGUGACUGCAGUGUCCAGCCUGAACUUUGACCCCGUGGUGUCCAUGGUGGCUGAAGUCCUCGACUCAGGAAGAAGGAUCACCAAGCAAGAAGCUGAGUAAGGGAUUCGGCUUUAUG